GUCGCAUUUUAGUGCCCUCACCGUUGGCGGAUCGAACUUACCAGGGUUUUGUCCGGUUUGUUUCGCACAAAUUACCGCCGUUUUCUUGUUCGCCAACCCUUGGUUUCCCGCGCUGCCGUCUCAGCCAUCUUCAUUCUCAGCAGAGCUUAGAAACAAAUGAACUAACCCAUGGCAUCUCCUCCAUUUCUAGAUACUCCCACGACGGCGAGCACCCCAAAAUCCCACUUUAAGCGAACGGUUUGUUUGGCCGAUUGGUGGUUGGUUAAGGCCGAGAACGACUGCCAAGGGAGACGACUUGCAGUCUCCGGCUACACCAGCCGAGGGAAUGACGCCAUGAGAGUCUUUUCAUCUGCCCCAAUCAUGAAGAGAUAUGAUGUUUUCACUGUUGAGACUGCAGAUGGGAUAUGCGUCAUGUUCAAAGGAUUCAUAAACAAAAAUCUCACAGAAGAAAAUGGAUUUCCGGCUGACGUAUGCAACCAUUUUGUUUAUGGCUUCCCGCCACACUGGAAGGAGCUCGAGGAAAAUAUCAUGGCUGAAAAUCAACACCCAUCUGUAGACAACUGUGAAAAGGAUUUGGGGUCACAAUACUUACAACAAGAGAUCGAUGUCCCAGGAAAACAAAAAGGCAAUGAUAAUGAAUCUUCAGCUGUUUCACCUGAAAGGUUUGAGAAGGAAUCUUAUCCUAGAACCCGUAAUGUUGAAGAUCAAACCAUUCUCGACGGGCAUGUGGACUGUGGGAACACUGAAAUGGAGUUAUUGUCAAAAUCGAGCAUUGAGGCAAACAUUGGUAUCUCAGCUUUUACUGAUAAGGGUCUAGAUGGUACUAGAGGUGAUGCUAGGGGAGGAAUCAUUUUACCAUGUCAAUUACGUAAUAAGCCAACUGAUGACAUGAAGGAGAUGGAGUUGGACAAAGGCAAUUGCAGGAAGGCCAAAUUGGAUAAGGGCGUGAACAACACAUCUCGAGAGAGUUUAUCCCAUACCGUGGGUAGAGCGAGAACACGUUCGAUGACGAGGUUGAGAAUAACACAAGAAGAAAGCAAAGGAUCAUCUGUGGGCCCUAAAGCAUCAACAUCUGUUGAUUGUGAACCUGAAGAAGGAAGAGGCAGUGAGAACUUUGAGGUUUUCGAAUUUAUUGGGGAUAAAGAUGAAAUAGAAUCGAGCAAGACUGAUGUUGGCUGUGUUAAGGAUGAGGAGUUGAAAAUUUCGAGGAGUCGUAAAAGGGAUAAUGACAUUAAACAGGUUAAAACUAAAGGAAACAUCAAUAAGGCGAAAAGGGUAGGGUCUAGUACAACAAAUAUGCUUUCUGCUGCAGAUAAUCAAGAGGAUAAUGUAGUUCCUGAUGUACAUACUUUACCAGAUAGUGCAAAAUCAUUGGACAAGAAGACCAGAAGAAAAUUAGAAAAUGUAACUCCAAAAGGGGAAAAAGAUAAAGUAUGUAUUUCACCUCAGGGUAUGAGUUUUAGCCGAUCUAAAUCAGGGAGAUUGCGGAUGCCUAGCUUGGAAUUUUGGCGUAACCAAAGAGCGGUUUAUGAUCCGGACGGAACACUUACUGGAAUUAAAGGCAUACUCCUUGAUCAGCAAGGAAAAGGUAUGUUACUUGUGAUUAUGUGCAUUGGUGGGUAUUUUUGUUUGUUCGUGGUGGAAGUGUUAUGCCGCAAACUGGGAAAACUUAAAAUUUUGAAGUUCAUCUCCGUCCAAAACAAAGAGAAGAAAAGCAAGGUGAAGGGUAUCUUACCACUGUAGUAUUUGUUAAUAAGCUUUACUCUUCUGUUGGAUUCAGUUUUUCAGUGCCUAGUCAGCUGCAUGCUAAUUGUAUUUAUCUGGUUGGAAUGCCACUUUGUAGGACGGUCUGUAUGUAAUUUAAGUUUGAGUUUAAUGGCAUGAUUGGAUAUAAUAGUCAACGAAACCAUGCAAGUAAAUCAGAUGUUGGUUGUAACUCUUGAAUAAUUAGUCUUGUAAAUUCUUGCAUUAUAUCGUGGAUUAUGGUCCAUUGUGCAAUGUGGACCUUAGUUUCAAAACGAUAGUAUUGUUUUGUCAUUUAGUUUAAUAGCAAUAUUGUAACCCUUUGUAUAAGGUGGAUCACG
Molecule: messenger RNA, 2084 nt
Organism: Striga asiatica
Lineage: Eukaryota; Viridiplantae; Streptophyta; Magnoliopsida; Lamiales; Orobanchaceae
Source: the annotation of a GenBank genome assembly